Messenger RNA from Notolabrus celidotus (New Zealand spotty), 3089 nucleotides. It is a transcript of the gene efcc1, whose product is annotated as EF-hand and coiled-coil domain containing 1. The record is from RefSeq and is a predicted model, not a curated record. NCBI's taxonomy places the organism in Eukaryota, Metazoa, Chordata, Actinopteri, Labriformes, Labridae. Gene Ontology annotation, molecular function: calcium ion binding. Bases 323 to 2251 code for a protein of 642 amino acids. The transcript has 8 exons.
CCACAGCUAUUCGUCUCCUGGGUAUCUUACAUCUUAACAAGGUCUAACCCCUGUGAAUGACAAAAGUUUACACACCUGGUGGCAAUUACACCCUGAGACCGUUAUAGUGUGUGUAUGUUACUGAGUCCUGGUUGGGACCCCUGGUUUUGGAUUUGGGGGGCAGUGCCUAAUUCAAAUCUGUGUUUUAACACACGCCUCGUUUCUGCUUCUCCAGUCUGCUCGAGGUUUCCAGAGAGGAGAUGAACACAAAACAUACAAAGGACACUGGAAGAAACAAACCUACUGUUUAAAGUUUGAGGAAAUAUGAUGUUGCUCUUUAUAAAUGAUGGAUGUAAUAGACGCAAUUGAUCCUUACAGCAGACCAGCGCGCAGGACACAAUGGAUAGUCAGCACUCUGGCGUACCACUACGGACUGGACCGCGGAGUGGAGAACGAAAUCAUAGUUCUGGCCACAGGACUGGAUCAAUAUCUGCAGGAGAUCUUCCAUCACAUCGACUAUCAGGGUGGAGGUAAAAUCCCUGUGGAGGAUUUUAACAUUUUGUGUGAGAUUUUGGGACUGAACAAAGACUCAGAGGAUACAGAGUGCGCAGGGGGUCAUGAGAAUGCACCCAGCGAGCUGUCCUUCAGACACUUCCACGCUAAACUGUGCGGACACUUCAGCACCAAGGCGGGCUGUCAGUAUGAGAAGGGCCGGCUGCUGGUGGGGAAAGACAGCGAGCACAUAGAGACUCAGAUCCGCCUGAGGAGUCCUCUGAGGCGGCGAGAGAAGCUGCUGUCUGUGGGUGUUAGUGAGGGCUCCUGCUCCUCCUCGGAGGGACGUGGGCACGCCUCCGGCUGCAGGCUCGGAUCCUGCACCAAAGAGUGCUAUGAGGAGAUAGUGGCACUGGAGGAAGCAGAAGACCGGAUAGCCAAGCUGGAGGACGAAAAUGCAAGUUUGAGAGAGUUGAUAGAGGACAUGCGAGCUGCACUUCAGAGCAGUGACGCGCGCUGUUUGGCUCUACAGGUAGGACUAUGGAAAAGUCACUCCAAACACAAACCAGAGGACGGCUGUUUUGUUGCCCAACAGAAACAAUCUGUCCAGAAAGGUGUGAGCACUAACACAAACCUGAAAAGCAGCUCCUACAGCAACCUGAAGAGCCUGCAGAACCUCAUCCAGGAGAUAGAACUGCUGCAGAAUACCAGAGACCAGCAGGUAGAGGAGGCUAUGCUGUGCAAUCAAAGACUGGAGAAGGAACUGUGGAGCUCUAAAGAGACCGUGGUCGCUCUGGAGGAAUGCAACCAGGUCUUGAAGAGGGAGCAGGUGGGCAUGAGGAGGAAGGUGGAGGAGGCCAGGCAGGCGCUGCUCAACGGCCUGGGCAAGGUGAAGGAACUGGAGGCCAAAGCCAGUCAUGUGCCCGCGCUGCAGAGACACAUCGUCCAGCUGGAAUCAGAGCUCCUGUACUACAGGUCAGAGGUGUCAAAACUCCAACUCCCAAGCAGCACCAGGACAGAGCUGCCACUGAGUGUUAGCAGCAGGCCGGGCCAGAGGUGUUGCUCGGACUCCCAACACGACCGCUGUUCACCGACAGGACGAGCUGUUACGACACCGGAUAAGAUGGAGGAGCAGCUCUUCCGUUCAGUGGAGGGCCAGGCAGCAUCUGAUGAGGAGGAGGACAAGUGGACCGGGGACCAGCAGAGGCAGGUCGCUGAAGUGAAGAGGAUCCUGACGAGGCUGUCCUGCUGUGGGGAAAGGUGUGACGACAAAGCCUUCAAGAAGCUGCUGUCUAACUUUGGGAGCUGGAGGAGCGAGGAGAGCUGCAGCGCUGUGGUGGAGCUCCUGGAGAGAGUGACCCGGUUGCAUAAACAGCUGGAGCUGAAGGAGAGCCAGGCGGAGAUAGACAUGGACCAGAUAAAGGACUCCCUCUUACAGGAGCUGCAGCAAAAGGCAGAGGAGACCGAGCUGCUUCAGAUGGAGCUGCAGAUGCUGGAGACAGAGAGGGUUCGUCUGUCGCUGGUGGAGGAGAAACUCGUGGACAUCUUGCAGCUCCUCCAGCAGCUCAGAGACUUGAAUGUCUCACGGAGGUCUCUCGGGAAGAUCUUGCUCAGCACUUUGGAGUCAUGCAGCGACCCACAACACGGGAAAGCCCACAUUCUGGAGGUGCUCAACGCUCUCUAUCACGAGCUGGCUGCGUGUGAGAUUCUGUCUACAGGUGGCCCCUUAGACCGGGCACAGAGUCAGCAGUCUCCAAAUGCCCUCAUCAUCUCCUGCUAAUCAAGACUGCCUCCUGCUGGCUCACUUAUGCUCCAUCAUUCUUUUAAAGAAGGACAAUGAAAGCUUAAAGAGUCAUAAAGAAGCUUCUUACUGUGUAUAGUGUAUUAUAUUUCUCUUAUAUACUCUUUCAACCCCGUUAUCUAUAAAGGGAUGUUAGUCUAGAAAGGGCUUCUUUACAUAUAACGUGAACCUUUCUCACAUAUGUUUUCAAGGUUUUAUAUUGCACAUAACUCUUUCACAUUUAAUCUUUUUUUUCUUCUCCAGAGUUCUGAAUGUGAAAAUGUUGAAUUAAGCUAACCCUUUAAUAUCUGUGAAAUGUAUCUGGUCAAACAUUCCAGAUAGAGCUGUAUAAAUGUUUCUCUUUCCAGUUUCUUCAUUUAAAAAGGGCUGCAUAUGAAAGUCACGUGUCAUGUAUGUGCAGGUGACGUUUUAUGAAAUGUGGUGACUCCGAUUUUGUUUUAUGCUUCUAAUUUUUUGCACUUGCCGACUCCCUGAAUACCAGUGUUGCUAUUGGUGCAUUCAGGUGUUUCAUUAAUCGUGAUCAAUGCUGCCAUCAGGAGCUUAUGUUAGCUAUAUGCAACCUAAGGAAAGGUACAAUUAGAUGUAGCACAGUAAAUUGUAAACCCUGACCAGCUCAUAUUGGUUUUGUCUUGUACAGAAGAGUCUCAGCAAAAGGUCUACAUGAUACGAUGAGGUUUUAACACUAUAGGUAACUAGUAGGUGUGUCAUUUAAAGGCAGCUCUCUAGAGAUGGAAUACAACAACAAGGUAGUUUAUGCAAAACCACUCACUGGUGUACUCUUACUAUGACAUUAAAGCCUUGACAUACAAAGUUUAAA